Messenger RNA from Odocoileus virginianus texanus, 919 nucleotides. The record is from RefSeq and is a predicted model, not a curated record. NCBI's taxonomy places the organism in Eukaryota, Metazoa, Chordata, Mammalia, Artiodactyla, Cervidae.
AUGCACCAGGAAGGUCACCCAGAUCCUCAGGCCCCAGGCUGCUUUCCUCCUGGCAGGCACACCUCCUCCUGGCAGGAUCCUAUGAGACAAGCAAAUUGUCUUUCUUCAUCCUUUGAUGUUCAUUGUUAUAGGGAAGAAGCAGUUGUACUACGUGAAUAUCUGGACCAGCCGGACAAGAAGGGGUUUUUAGAAGAGUUUCCCCAGAUUAAACGGAAGCUGGAGAAGAGCAUAAAAAAGUUGCGUGAAUGCACAGACAAUGUUGACAAGGUGCACAGGGACUGUACCAUCUCCAAUGUGGUAGCCAGUUCCACCAACAUUGCAUCUGGCAUCCUGACCAUCCUUGGCCUGGCUCUGGAACCCUUUACAGCUGGCAUCAGUCUGGGACUCUCAGCCACUGGAUUAGGACUGGGAGCAGCAGCUGCUGUGACAGGUGUGUCCACCAGCAUCAUGGAACUCGUAAACACGUCAUCAGUAGAAGCCCAACUUGAUUUCCACAGCAUAGCCCAGAAGAUUUCCAGUGGGAAAAGCCUCUAUGAAGCGAAAGAUUUUAGGAAGCAUAUCCGUGCCAUCAGGAUGGCCAAAAGCAACCCUCAGUUAGUAGCUGGGCAAGUCUGUGGCCGAAGCACCCAGCCAGUGAGAGCAGCUUUUGGAGGCACGGCUCUUGCAAUGACCAGAAGAGCCCGCAUUUGUGGUGGAGUCUCUGCAGGUUUGUUCCUCCCAUUCAACAUAUGGUCCCUGGUGAAAGAUUCACAGGACUUGCAGGGUAGGGCAAAGACAGAAUCUGCUGAGAGACUGAGGGAACAAGCCCAGAAGCUGGAGAUGAAUUUGGAGGUGCUCACCCACAUCUAUGAGCGUCUGAAGUAGGCCCCAAUUUGGACACCCCAGAGCAGUGCAGGGACCAGGAACACAUGAGUGGCCA